Molecule: messenger RNA, 3732 nt
Organism: Nerophis lumbriciformis (worm pipefish)
Lineage: Eukaryota; Metazoa; Chordata; Actinopteri; Syngnathiformes; Syngnathidae
Product: protein phosphatase 1D-like
Biological process (GO): protein dephosphorylation
Molecular function (GO): cation binding; protein serine/threonine phosphatase activity
Source: RefSeq, a predicted model, not a curated record
AAGAGGAUAAACAAAAAAGGAAGGAAGCCUUCGGCCAUACAAUCGCGGCAAAAUUGGUUCAAAAAUUUAGCUACUGGGCUACAGUUAGGCACUACAUGCGCCCUUUGUUGUCUAGACAGGCAGCAAUUGGCGCUAGCUAUCAUGGACGAUGCAAUAAUAUUCCGUAUGAGUGCGUUUUCCGAGCAAGGAGGGAGGAAAUACAUGGAGGAUGUUGUCGAGAUAAGAAUCGAGUAUGAGCCGACGUCGUCGCCGAGUGAAGACUACACAAAGUCGCACGGACAUGGAGGACAGGACACCGGGCCGAGCGACUCCUCCAAUCAGACUGAAAGCGAGCUACGUGGGGAUACUGUGCCCGCCGAGCCUGGCCCGGUUUCUGCUAUGUGGGUCGAGAGCCUAGCGAGCAAAGACGCCGGUGACCACAGCGCGCCGCUGACGGACGAUAAAGUGGAGGAGGAACGCCUUGUCGACACUCGGAAGUCCGUGGCGUUUUUUGCCGUGUUUGACGGUCACGGCGGCCGGGAAGCAGCUCACUUCGCCAGGGAACAUUUGUGGGAUUUGUUGAAGAGACAGAGGGGCUUUUGGUCCAAGGAUCACUCGGAAGUCUGUGCUGCUCUUCGAAAAGGAUUCAUCGCCUGUCACCAUGCAAUGUGGAAACAACUACCGGAUUGGCCUAAAACAAUAACAGGCCUUCCUAGUACGUCAGGCACCACAGCAAGUGUGAUUGUGAUCCGUGGAGUACACAUGUAUGUCGCUCAUGUGGGAGACUCGGCAGUAGUCGUUGGAGUGAAAGAAAAUGACUCUGAUAUCACACUCCAGGCGCUUGAAGUCACACAAGACCAUAAACCAGAACUUCCUAAAGAGAAGGAAAGGAUCGAGCGACUGGGCGGCAGUGUAAUGAAGAAAUCUGGGGUAAACCGUGUUGUGUGGAAAAGACCUCGACUGACCCACAAUGGACCCGUGAGGAGGAGUACCGUCAUUGAUCAGAUCCCCUUCCUGGCAGUGGCACGGUCUCUUGGCGAUUUGUGGAGCUACGAUUUCUACAGUGGGGAGUUUGUGGUAUCGCCAGAGCCCGAUACCACCGUGAUGACACUUGACCCAAAACGACAUCGCUAUAUCAUCCUCGGCAGUGAUGGUCUAUGGAACAUGAUGCCUCCCAAGAACGCGGUCAAUAUGUGUUAUAACCAUGACAAAAUGGUGGGGCCGAGGGGAAUGUCUUGUGCCUGCCGGUUGGGAUGCACUGCACUGCUUUUUUGGAAAGAGCGCAUGCUACGAGCAGACAACACAACGGUCAUUGUCCUGGCGCUACAGGAGCGCGGGGGUACAACUAUCCCGAUGCAUCGAGAUGAGAUUAUGGUGGACAUGGCUCAGGGAAUUGACCACAUUCCCUUCCUGGGAACUCAGUUCAGCAUGUAUGAAGUUCCAAAGGUGGAGCAUGAGGAUGCCAUGUUUAAUGAAGAAGAUGAGAUAUAUGGAGAAGAACCUGAAGGAUGGACAUGCCUGGAGUGGUAGUCAGCAGCCUGGACCUGAAAAUGCCUCCUCUCUGCUUAAAGAACGCUCUACCACCCUGGAGCAGGCAUUCAGCCUGUAUGACAUGGCUUCCUGUGCCAGCAUGCCGUCUUGACUCUACAAGGGCCACUGGAUGUGUUCCAAUAGAAGGACGCAGCAAUCCAAGUGGACCCACGACACUAUUAAAAAGGUCUCCACGCGAUGCCAUGGGGGAUGGUUCCCCAACAAAAGUUUGCCUCUUAAUAUGUCUCAUGGCAAAAGUGAAAAAUGUUGCUUGAGACGUCUCCUCAGAAGACAACAGUGCUGUAUUACCGCAGAAACACAAGGCUUUCUUGUGCAUGUGCCGAGUACGUACACACAGACCUCUUCCUAGAUGUAUGGACUUUAUUUCUAUAAAAUUGCUCUUUUUUUGUAAAUAAUGUGGCAAACUUUGAGAUUUUAAAUGUGGUUUGUUUUUACAUUGGCCUCAUUUUACUAGACUCCCUUACCCCACCCCUAAAUACUAGUGUUUUUCAGAAGCUGUAGAUUUAUUCAACGUACGCAGUCUAUUUUCUUACUUAUACAUGAAUAUAAUGACAAUAGUAUAGCUAAAAGAUAUUUUGACAGGCAAACGUGUUUUUCUUUUUCUUUUUCUCUUUCAAUUUACUUCAAUAAUUACAAAUCUAUUUAAAAGAUUUUUACAAUCUCUAAAAUGAUGGUUGUUCAUUAUAGAAAAGUGAAACAAAUUCUUUAGAAUCUAUUGAUAAAAUCUUACACAUUUGAAUCAUAUUUACGUUCUGCUGCAUUGCAUCCCAACACAUGACCAUCCAGUGGCGCAAAACACUUUAUUGUGUGUGAUUAGGCUACACCAGGAUGGCCCAAGAUUGACACCAUACCGGCCCCUGAGUUCAGUUCAAAACAUAGGAGAUAAAGAGUGUUCCUCCAUGUUGCAUUUUAGGUCCUCUUUUUCAUAAAUUGGGCUAUUUGGCCAACGUCUUCAGUUUAAAAAAAAACUCACAUUUUUUUGCAGCAGAUUCUUAAAAACACCAGAGUGCUGUCUUAGACAUUUAAGGGGGAAAAGGAAGGAUUACAAACCUAAACUCAACAGUCUUGAGACCAACAGUCUCUGUCUCUGCAAACCUGCCAUAUAUUGAUUAUCAUGUAACCUAAUUGAAUAUUUGUUCAAAACACAUCUGGUUGAAUUAUUGAACAAACCCAACAAAGGAACAUAUAGUGCAUCUGGAAAGUAUUCACAGCUCCUCACGUUCCCCACAUUGUUUUAUGUUACAGUAACGCCUUAAUUAAAAAUGGAAUACAUUAAUUUUUGUCCUCAAAAUUCUACAGACAGCACCCCUUAAUUACAAUGUUAAAAGGUUUAUUAAAAAAAAAAAAAUCACAUGUACAUAAUUACUCACAGCCUUUGCUCAAUACUUUGUUGGUGCAAAUUUGGCAGCAAUUACAGCAUCAAGUCUUUUUGAUUACGAUGCCACAGUUUGGCCCAUUCCUCUUUGCAGCUCCUCACUAGCUCCAGCAGAUUGGAUGGGAAAUGUUGGUUUUUAUCCAGGAUGUCUCCGUACAUCGCUGCAUUCAUCUUAGUCUAGUCAGCAAUCCACCAACCAGAUAGUUCGAUCCAUUAAUAUUGCUAAAUAUUUCAACGGCUGCCUCCUUCCUGUACGUUUGUGUAAGAUUUGCGUAACAAUUGUCAUCGUAAUCCAUUUUACAAGCUUUGGUACUCAGUUGGUAUGAGUGUCCAAUUCUUGCAUUCAUUUAUAACUUGUCGAUGUGGCAGCUGCAUUAUUGUUGCUUUUUUUGUUACAUGAAUUGUUGCCUUAGCACAAAAACAAAUUGGUGCUUUUUCAUAAGAAGGACUCAAAUAUUUAAGAAUUUCCCAUUAUACUAUUUAUCAUGCACCUUCAGCUAUUUACAAGGAACUCUUGCAGAGUUUGAAGCCUGCCCCAUGUGGUCUUUUUAUUACAGUUUGUACAGUACAUCAUUAUGCAAUAGACUUGUAUAGUACAUUUUAUUAUUAUGCAAAGUAAUCUGGUUUCCAGAAGUCUGGCAUGUUCAGAUCUACUAUAUGUUGUGAAGUGUCCAGAGCUAAUGGAUGUUAAUGGGCAUGUGGUGUGUCUUGACAAUUGCAACACUUUGGUUUUCCUCUCAGCCACUUCUCAGGACUAACUGUAUAAGAUACAUACUUCGAAAGUGACUGUAUAUACACUGACUGUCUGUGUUGUAAUAAAGUUUCUG